Paraglomus occultum is the source of this 462-nucleotide messenger RNA. The record is from the annotation of a GenBank genome assembly. Lineage: Eukaryota; Fungi; Glomeromycota; Glomeromycetes; Paraglomerales; Paraglomeraceae.
AUGAAACAUCCAGUUUUUUUUUUAUUCUUCGCGUUGAUUACAACUUCAGUAAUUAAUGCCAUUCCGCGUGGAUUUUUAAGUAAACGAGCUACCCAAUUUUAUCAGUGUAUUUAUAAUGGUACUGAUAUACCACCCCUCAACGUAUCCGUGUUACCUGAUCCCAUUGUUUCUGGCCAAGAUGUCACUUUUGGUAUUUCCGGAACCGCGACAACUGACAUUACCGAAGCUACUGUUAGAAUCUAUCUUUAUGAUGGCCAUAGCUUUUAUCGUAAUUACAUGGGCAACUUAUGUGAACUUUAUAAAUCAUGUCCUGUCAAAAAAGAUACUAAGUUUGACUUCCCGUUCACAACUAAGCCAAACGGUUUGCCUGCGACUUAUUUUAUCGAAGUUUGGAUAUCCAAAAACGGAACCGACUUCCAUUGCGCUACGACCUACAACGACCUGUCGCCAUCAAAGUAUUAA